UCGAGCGGGAACGGUUGAGGGUGAGGGACAAGGGAGCAGAGAGCGAUUACGAGCCACGGGCCUUCUCGGCCUCGUCGUGCAGCGCCCCUAACGCGCUCCUUCCCAACGACAACGUGAAAACGGAGGAGGAGGACACACGGACACCGGCGGUACCACUACAUCGAGUCUCAGAGCCAGCCAGUACUAUUAACGGCAACCUCGUUGGUUACUUCGGGGAUAGCAUUGUGGGUAGCUUCGCGGGUAGGUUCGGGGGUUGAUACGAGGCCAGGUUAUAAGACGGAUCGCGAUCGACUUGGUGAAUGCCGCUAGUGGUGCGCGCGCCAGUGUUGAUCGCGGUGGCGGUGGCCAAGGUUAUUAUUAUUAUAUUAUAGCCUAGUUUAGAUUGCCGUGGAAGCAAUGAGGGAGGCGGCGCGGGGCUGGAUAUCUCGGCGGCCGGAGUCGUAGGUGCGUUGAGGCCGAGGAAAGGAGAGGUGUGGUGGACCACCACCGAGCGGACGGAGAAGGAGAGUAAAACGGCAGACUCAUCGUCACGACAUCGUGUUAGCGUACCUCGUCAGGCCGAGACACGUGCGCUCUCGGCUCGUUGCCGUAUCGGCCAGAGCGAGUCAAGUCCGUAGCGACGACCGAGUCAUUGGUGGACUCCGUUUUCGGCUGAUUAUCCCGGGGCCUACGGCCGCGAGCGGGAGCCCGCAGCUAGUCACGAUUGAUCGCGGUUGGCCGCUCUAAUAAUCUCGAUUCGGAUGAAGAGGACGUAAUUUUGUUGACGAUGAUUUUGGAGAUGGAGUAUUUGUCGCAGGAGCACCUGUCGGGCUUCGAGAAUUACAAAUACAACUCGCUGGAUACGAGCCCGCUCAGUUUAUAUGUUAUGCACCCGUUUUGGGAUAGGGUGAUCCAGUACUGUCCAAAAUGGGUCGCACCAAACGCAUUAACGUACGCGGGCUUCCUGUUCACGGUCGUUAACUUUAUUAUGUUUGCCAUGUAUGAUUAUUAUUUCUUUGCGUCGAGCGACGAUCAUCCUCAGUAUCCUGCCAUUCCAAAGUGGUUUUUUGCGAUGGCUGCGUUUAAUAUAUUCAUGGCUUAUACGCUUGAUGGAAUCGACGGCAAGCAGGCUAGGAGAACGCAAACGUCGGGACCCCUGGGAGAGCUCUUCGAUCAUGGUCUCGACAGUUGGACAGCUGUGUUAAUAACCAGUUGCAUAUAUUCGGUGUUUGGUAGGACAGAGCACAGCGUGUCGCCCCUGAGGAUGUAUUUCAUUUUAUGGAACGUGUUUGUGAACUUUUACCUGAGUCAUUGGGAGAAGUACAAUACGGGUGUGCUGUUCUUGCCAUGGGGAUACGACGUGUCGAUGGUGGCGACCAUCGUGGUCUUUGUCUUAACGAGCGUCGCCGGACACUCGGCGUGGAAGUUUGACUUGCCUGGUGGAAUCUCCGCUGGCUCGAUGUUUGAAAUGCUUUUGUACGUUAGCGCGCUAGUGUCUAACCUGCCCGUUGUCUUGUGGAAUAUUUACAAAUCGUAUAGAGACAAGACUGGAAAGAUGCGAACGUUGCCUGAAGCGCUAAGACCACUAAUACCGUUAACCAUACUUUUUGCGAUCGCAACUACUUGGGUGAUGCACUCUCCUAAUAAAAUAAUCGAUCAAGAUCCUCGAAUUAUUUAUUUUGCCAUUGGAACAGUAUUUUCCAAUAUAUGUUGUCGUUUAAUAGUUGCGCAAAUGAGUAAUACUAGGUGUGAAAUAUUGCCGUGGAUACUUCUUCCUGUCUUUUGUACAGCGUGUCUUGCUUACCUUUUACCUUCUCUAGAUCUGCAACUACUGUACUUAUUGGCUGCAAUUGCUUUAGCAACGCACGUACAUUAUGGCUCGUGUGUCGUACGUCAGAUGUGUCGUCAUUUUAGAAUUCAUACUUUCCGUAUAAAAAAUCAUUCGGAAUGACUACUUGCUGACGAUACAUGCUGAAAACGAAGGUAAUAAUAGGUGGAUAGUAUCUGUUACAGCGUGAACAGACUAAAGCGAAUAACAAAGAUCUGACAAAUUUUAUUGUAACCUAUUUCAAUCACAAAGAGAUUUCUCAUAUGAUAAUGUUUCUAAUUUCCUCAAUAAUUUUAUUAAUUUGAAGACUUGGACACAAAGCAUUGUAUAUCGAUGUGUCUUUUUGUGAUCUGACAAGACGCCAUAGCAAAUCUAAUCUCAUAAUACUGUGAUGAAAAUCGUGAUUGCUUAUCACAAAGCCGAUCACAUAUUAAUAUCAUAGAGAAUUAAAGAACCUGAUGUACAAUGCAGA
Messenger RNA from Ceratosolen solmsi marchali, 2279 nucleotides. RefSeq names its product ethanolaminephosphotransferase 1. The transcript has 7 exons. The record is from RefSeq and is a predicted model, not a curated record. Gene Ontology annotation, molecular function: ethanolaminephosphotransferase activity. Lineage: Eukaryota; Metazoa; Arthropoda; Insecta; Hymenoptera; Agaonidae. Gene Ontology annotation, cellular component: endoplasmic reticulum membrane; Golgi apparatus. Bases 767 to 1930 code for a protein of 387 amino acids. Gene Ontology annotation, biological process: phosphatidylethanolamine biosynthetic process.